Messenger RNA from Solenopsis invicta (red fire ant), 3210 nucleotides. RefSeq names its product farnesyl pyrophosphate synthase-like. The transcript has 4 exons. The record is from RefSeq and is a predicted model, not a curated record. Gene Ontology annotation, cellular component: cytoplasm. Lineage: Eukaryota; Metazoa; Arthropoda; Insecta; Hymenoptera; Formicidae. Gene Ontology annotation, molecular function: dimethylallyltranstransferase activity; (2E,6E)-farnesyl diphosphate synthase activity. Gene Ontology annotation, biological process: trans, trans-farnesyl diphosphate biosynthetic process. Bases 408 to 1244 code for a protein of 278 amino acids.
GGGAUUACUUUGAAGGGGACAAAAUAGAUAUUCAUGAAUAAAUAAAUAAUUUUUGAAAAAACACAAAAUUCGCGAUACUUUUUGAACACACCUCGUAUAGCACUUAUACGACGAACCAGUUAUGUUUUGAUAACUCACAGUAGCCUCGCAGUGACAUCGUAAAUUACACGUGACUCUGUGAGCAAAUUGUAACAUCACUAUAAAGUUUUUUGCUAUAAGAGUACACAUUCUAUUAAACAUUUCUAUUACAGGUAUUAGAAUAUAAUGUGCCAGGAGGAAAACAAUUUAGAGCAUUAAUUUUAAUACAUGCAUAUCAGUUAUUGGCAAAUGAACAACCCACAAAAGAAAAUAUUCGUCUAGCACGGAUUUUAGCAUGGUGUGGGGAACUGAUUCAAGCUGCUGGUCUCAUGAUUGACGAUAUUCAAGACAAAUCAGUACUUCAUCGAGGACAACCAUGUUGGUAUCUAAACGAUAAUGUAGGGUUGUCGGUAAUAACUGAUGCUCUAAAAUUGAAAAAUUCUGUAUAUUAUAUACUACAAAAGUAUUUCAAAGGGAAAACCUGCUAUGUUAAUCUACUAGAAACAUUCCAUAAUAUCAUAUUAAAAACAUUAGAUGGCCAAAUAUUAGAUCUACAGUUGUCUAAAAAUUUUAGCAAGAAGCUAAAUCUGAACUUAUUCACAAUGGAUCAAUACAAGUGUAUUGUCAGGAACAAAACGUCGUAUUAUUCAUUUGUUUGUCCAGUAUUCCUAGCAAUGAAUUUAGCUGGAAUAAAAGACCCAGAAAAGUUUAAGCAAGCAGAAACGAUUUUAUUGGAAAUUGGACAUUUAUUCCAAGUCCAAGGUGACUUUUUGGAUUUCUUUGGAGAUUCAGAAGCCAUUGGCAAAGAUAGCACUGAUAUACAGCAAGGAAAAUGUACGUGGUUUAUCGUAAUGGCUCUUCAACGCGCGACUCCGGAACAGCGUGAAAUUUUAGAAGUGAGUACCAUUGGUUUAAUGCACUAUUUCAUCACUCUGUUAUAUAAAUUCUUUUCUUUCUUUACGCAGGAGUGUUACGGAUUUUCGGAUCCGGAAAAGGUUAAAUGCGUGAAACAACUGUUUAACGAUUUAGAUUUACAUAAAGUAUGUAUAUCGUACACAGAACAGGCAUUUAAUCUAUUACGUGAACGUAUACAGGAAAUGUCAUGUGGGCUCCCGCAUUGUUUUUUCUUGGACAUAUUAAACAUACUUUAUCGCAGAAGAUCAUAAAACAAUCGUGUAUAUUAAAGAAAGAGAAAAAUAUGUUAAUAUUUUAUCAAUGUAUAUUUUAUAUAUACAUAUACAAUAUAGAUACUUAUGGAGGAUAGCAUCCGAGCAUGCAUGCAAAAUUUCAAAUUCUACAUUCUUUUUUCUUUAAAAAACUCGAUAUCAAUUUAUAUAAAUUUCUGCGGCGCUCUGGUGGGAUCACCAUAGAUUGAUAGACUGAGUCAAAGAUAAAGCCUAAAUAUCUGCACUUUUGUGAGGGUAAAAGUUGAGAUUUAGAGUAAUUAAUAAAGAGUCCCAGCGAGGAUAACAAUUCAAUUGAGGCGUCUAGAUUAUCUAGACAGUCUUUUUUUGAAGAGCCUGUAAUCAGAAGAUCAUCCAAAUAGAUGACUGAACAGUAUCCUUUUGCCUUUAGAUGGGCAACUACUGGACGUAGAAUUUUUGUGAAAAUGAAAGGGGCUGUAAAUAAGCUAAAAGGGAGAAAUGUAAAUUCGUAAGUUCUUCUUCGCUAUUGGAAGCGGAGAAAAUGACGAUAUUUUUGAGCUACAGAGACUAGCAGAUAAGCGUCUUCUAGAUUAAAACUCAUCCAGGAAUCCUGGAUCAUAAGUUAGACUACUGUACGCCAGUCUUCUAGCUAAAACUGCUGUGGACAAAGGAAGGUAUUGGUAUUGAGGUUCUUAAGGUUCAGUAUAAACCUCAUCCCUCCUGACGAUUUUUUGAUUAAGAAACUCUUUGAUUAAGAAAAAAUUGGACAAAAAUUGAUUUUCAGAUAAAGAUGUAGCCACUAUAGCUCCUUUAUCUACUAGUCGCAAAAUUUCCUUGUCGCAUAAUUCCGCCAUAGCGGAUGAGAAGUUGGGUUCCUGCAAAUAUGCGCGGGGAGGUAGGGGGUAAGCAAACGGAAUGUGCAAACGGUAACCCUCAAUAGCUCAAAGAACCUUGGAGUCCUUUGUUAUUUCCUUCCAUUUAUGAAGGAACAAAGACAGACGUCCUGCCGACCUUACUUGUACUAGCAGCGCGUUCGGGAUCUGGAACGACGAACUCGGCUGUGGCUCGUUGGUUGCUUCGCCCAUGUCUGGCAAACCGAAGAUGAGAUCCGUUGCACAGGGACCUUGUAGUUUAACGGCUUCUGCUGAGAAGCGUGUUGCCGUAUUGGUUAAUUACUAGCCUUAACUAUCUUUGGCUGGGCAAAGGUAGACUUCGAUAUCAGCCGCCCUGUUUUCUCGCUUGAACUGCCUUCAAGUCUUCUGCGAAAUUAGCUCCAAACAGCCAGUCGUCGACCUUGGAUGAAUCCGCUGCCGAUUUACCGACAAAAGUCAGACAAGGUUUUAUAUACGCCUGUCUGGCUAGGAAUAGACGAAACUGUAAAUCCGCUAUAAGGUGAAGUCCCUCUGUUAACUUUGAAAUAAUAUUUUUCAAUUAGUCGUUUUGGGGGGUAGGUUAGCUUGAUGUAGUUUCAGAAGGUCGGUUAUACCAAAGCGUUCUGAAACUAAAUGCGUUCAAGCAGGCCCCUAGCUGAAUUUGCCUGUUGAAUUGAAACUUGUCUCUUUUUAGAAGAGACUGUUGCUUGCCGAUGACUGCCUUCAGUUCAUUGUUGAUUUUUGGCGGGCCUAGACUCAGAAGGUCGCCCUUGAGCUCAUAUUUUGACAGCAUAUAUUGGCGCAGCUCUUCUUUCAGCCUUAACAAAGUCUCAGAUCUUGUAGACGCAAGAAUGAUAGGAUCCCAUUUUGAGUUGUCUGUCGAGCCUUGCUCUUCGCCAAACAAUUUGUUAACCAGAGAGGUUAUCUCACCUUCCUCCAGGUUGGCUUCCUCCUGAGGCUCCUCCGAGAUGAAAAAUACAACUCUGUGACCGUUAGGCACAUUAGUUACCUGAGUUUCUAGUAAGAAAAAAAAAGAGCAAAUGAGAUUUAGAUGAGACAAUCGACUAUAUUUUCUCUUCGCCUUAACGAGAAAAUAUACCUUUUUUUUUUUUUUU